Messenger RNA from Myotis myotis, 4159 nucleotides. RefSeq names its product paraneoplastic antigen Ma6F-like. The transcript is spliced from 2 exons. The record is from RefSeq and is a predicted model, not a curated record. Lineage: Eukaryota; Metazoa; Chordata; Mammalia; Chiroptera; Vespertilionidae. Bases 129 to 2954 code for a protein of 941 amino acids.
UCCGCAUCCUCUGACAUUCAUCUCCAGCUCGCUCUGCGAAUAGCCUCUGAGCUCCACUACAGUCAGCCAGUCCACCCCACCGCUCAAUUUCAUUUCUGGGAUACGGCGAGGAUUGUAUCUUGUCCUCAAUGCUGGCAAUGGCACUAACCAUCCUGCGAGACUGGUGCGGCUUGAUGGCCAUAAACGCACAGCGCUCCCUGCUCAUCCUGGGCAUCCCAGAUGACUGUGAGGAAGAGGAAUUCCAGGAGACUGUGCAGGAUGCACUGAGGCCCCUGGGCGAGUACCGAGUGCUGGGCAUGAUCUUCAGAAGGGAGAUCCAAUCCAGGGUCGCCUUGGUUGAGUUUCCUGAGUAUUUAAACCGAAGUUUGAUCCCCCAACAAAUACCAGGCAGGGAGGGACCCUGGACUGUGAUCUUCCUGCCGCAGGUUCCUGAUGGUGACUCACAGGAUAGACCAGAUUUCCCUGAACAGCCCCAGGGGGAAGCAGUGGCUGGCAGGGCAGAUGAGGCAAGAGCUGCAAGUGUGGAAGCUGCUGCAGGUGAGGAUGUAGCUGUAGGUGAGGAUAUACCUGCAGGUGAGGAUAUGGAUAUAGCUUCAGGUGAGAUUAUGGCUGCAUGUGUGGAUGUAGCUGUAGGUGAGGAUGUAGCUGUAGGUGAGGAUAUACCUGCAGGUGAGGAUAUAGCUUCAGGUGAGAUUAUGGCUGCACGUGUGGAUGUAGCUGUAGGUGAGGAUGUAGCUGUAGGUGAGGAUAUACCUGCAGGUGAGGAUAUAGCUUCAGGUGAGGAUAUGGCUGCACGUGUGGAUGUAGCUGUAGGUGAGGAUGUAGCUGUAGGUGAGGAUAUACCUGCAGGUGAGGAUAUAGCUUCAGGUGAGAUUAUGGCUGCACGUGUGGAUGUAGCUGUAGGUGAGGAUAUACCUGCAGGUGAGGAUAUAGCUUCAGGUGAGGAUAUGGCUGCAGGUGUGGAAGAAGCUUCAGGUGAGGAUGUAGCUGUAGGUGAGGAUAUACCUGCAGGUGAGGAUAUAGCUUCAGGUGAGAUUAUGGCUGCACGUGUGGAUGUAGCUGUAGGUGUGGAUGUAGCUGUAGGUGUGGAUGUAGCUGUAGGUGUGGAUGUAGCUGUAGGUGAGGAUAUACCUGCAGGUGAGGAUGUAGCUGUAGGUGUGGAUGUAGCUGCAGGUGAGGAUGUCGCUGCAGGUGACUCAGAUGAGGAGGGAGCUUCAGGUGACACAGGAAUCGCAGGCAUGGCAGGAUCUGUGAGUUUGGCAGGAGCCUCAGGUGAGGCAGGGUCUCCAGGUGAGGAAGCUGUGGGUAUGGCAGGAGCCCCAGGACAGGCAGGAGCCUGGAACCAGCAAUGGAGGCAGGCUCUGCAGCCUCUGCUGGAAAAUAUGGCCUAUCAGGAACUGAGAUCCUUUUCUGGCCUGGACGAGCCAAGCCACCAGCAGGAGUCCUUUGAGAGCUGGCUGGACCACGCCAACGAAAUGCUGUACCUGUGGCGCCACAUAUCGGAAAGGGAGCGGCGGCGGCGGCUGGUGGAGAGCCUGCAUGGGCCCGCUCUGGAUCUGGUGAGUGGCAUCCUGAAUGAAAAUGCUGACAUCACAGCGCAGGACUGCCUGGCUACGCUGAUUCAGGUGUUUGGGAACAAGGACAACCGAGCAACCGCGCGGCUGAGGUUCAUGACUUGUGCCCAGCGGCCCCAGGAAACUCUCUUUGCCUAUGUGAUGCGCCUGGAAGGCCUGCUGCAGGCGGCCAUGGAGAAGGGGGCCAUCCAACCCUCCAGCGCAGACCAGAUGCGUGCCAGGCAGGUGCUGAUGCGGGCUCGCCCCAAUGAGAUUCUCUGGAACAAGCUGAGAAGGAUGCGCCUGGAGAGGAGACCACCUGGCUUCCUGGGGAUGCUCCGGCUCAUUCGGGAGUCAGAGGCAUGGGAGGCCACUCCCACUACGAGCCAGCAGCAGUUUCCAGUGGAAGAAGGGCCCUGGAUGGACAUUGAAGAUUUGGCUGCUGCCCAGGCUGCUCUAGCCCGUGAAGAUGCCCAGGCCGCUCUGUUUUUUGAAGAUGUUGGCCUGGCCUCUGCAGCCUAUGAAGGUGCUGCUCAGGCCACCCCACCCUGUGAAAAUGCCGCUCAAGCUGCCAUUUCCGAGGAAAACGCAGUGGCCGUUGAGGCGGGUCCUGCCACUGCCCAUCCUGAUGAGGCUGGCCCUUCCACUGCCCAUCCUGAUGAUGCUGGCCCUUCCACUGCCCAUCCUGAUGAGGCUGGCCCUUCCACUGCCCAUCUUGAUGAGGCUGGCCCUUCCACUGCCCAUCCUGAUGAGGAGGGUCCUGCCACUGCCGAUCCUGAUCAGGCGGGCCCUGCCACUGCCGAUCCUGAUCAGGCGGGCCCUGCCACUGCCGAUCCUGAUCAGGCGGGCCCUGCCACUGCCGAUCCUGAUCAGGCGGGCCCUGCCACUGCCGAUCCUGAUCAGGCGGGCCCUGCCACUGCCGAUCCUGAUCAGGCGGGCCCUGCCACUGCCGAUCCUGAUCAGGCGGGCCCUGCCACUGCCGAUCCUGAUCAGGCGGGCCCUGCCACUGCCGAUCCUGAUCAGGCGGGUCCUGCCACUGCCGAUCCUGAUCAGGCGGGUCCUGCCACUGCCGAUCCUGAUGAGGCUGCUCCUGAAACCGGUGGUGCCACUGGGGCAGACCCUGCCCCUAAGGAUACCACCAAGGCCUCCCCUGCCAUUCAGGGAGAUGAGAGUGCUCUGGCUCCUGCAGGUCUAGGUCAGGCAGGGCCCUCGCCUGCCCACAUGGGCAUUGCUUUCAGGGUGGGCUCAGGAAGUCCUGGCAGUGACCCAGAGGAACUGUCCCAGGAAGAAGAUGAGGAGGCUGACGAGCCCCACGAGGAGGAGCGCAUUCUCUUCCAGGAGGAGUCAGAAAGUGACGACGGGUUUGGGGACAUGAGUUCCCCCGAGCCCUCCUUCAAGUAAGCUUGGAAGGGCCAGUGGCCUGUUCCCCGGGGCACCAGAGCCCUGGAGGCAGGGGAAGGCCACCUCACCCCACAUGGGGAGCAGGGCCCAGGGAAGGGUCUUCCCUGCCCCCUGGCCCCCCACUACUCCCAAAGGGCCCUGACCACCACCAUCAGCUCUUCCAAGACACCAAGAUGACCGUUUGUGAUACCAAUGGGACGUCCAGCCCCAAACCCUGCCCACUUGGGCACCCCUGGGCAGCCAGUCCCAGUCCAAGUGAGGGGCACCUGAAUAUGUCUGCCACCUGCAUUGGACUGGGAAACGUUAGGGGCCAUUUCAAGGGUGCCAGUCUCUGGGACCCCCAUCCUCCAUCCCCUGGGCAGCCCUCAUCCUAUUUCUCUGUAGGCCCUAUAGUGACCCCCUCUCCCCCGCACACACAGGCCUUGGUGCUUGUGCAGAACCUCCAGGUGUGUGUGAACCCAGAUGGGUGUCCUGCCCCCCCGGGGCAGCCACCUCUCAGCCCCGGCACGUGCUGUGAGCCCCACUGCCAGCCAAGGCUCUGCCAGCUCUCGUCCAGUGUCAUGAGCUCAGCCUCAGCUUUCUCAGUGUAGAUUUAGGCCAACUGCUGCUUGUGCUUGUGGAGAUGUGUGUGUUCUUCUCUGAGCAGUUUUCUCCCUCCCCACCGCGAACAUCACCCACCUUGGAGACCCUGUGCCCAGGCCCAGGAGAGGGCGGGAAGGACCAGCGAAGGUGUGGCCGGUGCUUACCCAGUGACCCCUGGAAGAAGCGGACCAGGGACAGAAGGCGGCUGCUGGAGGUUUCAUGGACACUGUGUACUGAUGUCACCCCGUUCUUUGUGACUCAGUUUCCUCAGCAUGGUGGAGUGUCCCUUGCUGUGUUUUACAGUGUCCUCUGUCUGUCCUGUGCAGGCCAUAGGGCAGAGCUAGGCCCCAGCAUGUUGUCCAGAGGGGAGGGAACCCUGCAGUGAGUGGACAUCACCAGCGUCCAUUAUCCUGCAAAGACCAAUUGUGGGCCCUCAGGGAGGGAGAAUGUAGUGUGAGGGCUGUGGUGUGGAGGAAGUUGAGGCACCUCAUCCGGGACCCCAGUAGAAGGUGGGUUAAGACCUCUGGGCUCUAGUGGCCAGUUAGAAGUUCCCCUCUGUUGUCAUUCCCUUUGUUCAAUGGUUUCAACAAAUAUUUCUUUUUCAAUAAAUGUUACUGAAUGUU